AUGGAGGAUAAAAGUGCAACAAGUACCGUAACAUUGAGGCUGCCGGGAGAAGGCGAAGUGUUUGAGGAUUUCCAAGUGGAGAAAACGGUUGCAAUGGAAUCAGAGGUCAUAAAGAAAUUUAUGCAAGACACUGGAGAGCAGGUUCUAAUAUUUACUAUUUCCUGGAUACCAUGCAAGACGCUGGAGAGCAGAUUCCCAUACAUCAAAAGGGGUAAAAUUUUGGAGAAGGUAUUAGAGUAUUGUGAAUACCAUGCAAAUGCAAAAUCGAAUAGUAUAUCAGAAGAGAAUGUGAAGAUAUGGGAUAUGGACUUCGCCAAAAAUGUUGUGGCUGCUGACGAAAACCAAGCAAUUACUUAUCAUAUUAUAAGGGCUGCGGAUUUUCUGGAUAUCAAGGGGCUAUUCGAUUUAUUGUGUAAGGCUGUUGGAAAUGUUCUUAAAGACAAAUGUAUCGAAGAGAUGCGCCGUAUUUUCGGGAAAGAGAAUGAUUUUAGCAAGGAGGAAGAGAUAGCAGUCAGGGAAGAGAUCAGCUGGGCAUUAGACUAA
Molecule: messenger RNA, 543 nt
Organism: Cryptomeria japonica (Japanese cedar)
Lineage: Eukaryota; Viridiplantae; Streptophyta; Pinopsida; Cupressales; Cupressaceae
Product: SKP1-like protein 11
Exons: 1
Coding region: 1-543 (180 amino acids)
Biological process (GO): SCF-dependent proteasomal ubiquitin-dependent protein catabolic process
Cellular component (GO): cytoplasm; nucleus
Molecular function (GO): cullin family protein binding
Source: RefSeq, a predicted model, not a curated record